AUGGCUGAUAAUGUAUUUAAUAGUCUAUCUUUUGACUACAUGAAGUCAUCUAUAAGAAAAGAUGUUAUUGAAAAUGAAGAAAAAAAAGAAUUAAAAAAACAACUUAAAAGAAUUGCAAUUUUAUUAGAUUCAGAACAUGAUUUACAAUUAAAAUUAAAUGGAAUAAAUGAUGUUGAUAUAGAAAGAUUAAUUUAUUACCUAAAAUUUGAUAAUGAUGAAAUUUUUGAAGAUGAUAGUAAUAAUAAUACAAGUCAAAUUAAAUUAAAUGAAAUACCUACUGAUGAAAUAUUAAAAAUAUUAAAUAUUCAUAAAAAAAAUAAUGAAAAACAUAAUAAAAAUAACCUUGUAUCAAAAAAAUUAUGGAAUUUUAAUAAAAAAUUAGAAAUAAAAGAAAAUUCAAAAAAUGUGAAACCUUUAGCCUUCAAUGAGAAUUAUAAAAUUACUGAGAAUUUAGAUAAUAUGCUCAUAAAGUACAAAUUUAUACAUAACAAUAAAAUAACAAAAAUUUCAAAGAAUAACAAAGAAAUAGAAAUAAAUACAAAAAAAGAAUCUGAUGACAAGUAUAGAAAAAAGAAUUUUAAUUUUAAUAGAAAAUUUACUUUAUUGUAG
Strongyloides ratti is the source of this 609-nucleotide messenger RNA. RefSeq lists its product as hypothetical. The coding region runs from base 1 to 609 and encodes 202 amino acids. The record is from RefSeq and is a predicted model, not a curated record. The transcript is spliced from 2 exons. Lineage: Eukaryota; Metazoa; Nematoda; Chromadorea; Rhabditida; Strongyloididae.